UUGCCGGUCGGCUGCUUCAGUUGGCUUGGCUAGUGGGAAUUUUAGCGUGACACUGGCCCGUGGACUGGCCCUGCCUCGUUGUCAACUGUCCACUUGACAACACCCGCUCCCCACCCCACGCUCCAGCCCUACACAGAGUGCAUCAAUGCCUGACGAAGACAUCGCGAACAAUGCAAAGGCCCUGGCGUGUCAGCAAUGCGAGAAGCGUUUUACGCGCCCAGAAAAUCUGGCUCGUCACAUGAAAACGCGUGAGUCCUGUCCAGUGUCAAGCACUUCCCACAAUCUUCGAGAAGCUGGGAAAGUCGGCGGCAGCAGCAGAAUCAAGCUAGCCUUCAGCGGCCUAUUGAAAUUCGAUAUAUCAGCAAAUUUUGAGCCUCACGUGAUUAUCGCUGACACAGACUGCGGAUACUAAGACGAUCAAAUACAAAAACACAAAUGUCAAACAUGCGGACGACAGUUCACAAGAAGUGAUCUGCGAAAGAAGCAUGAAUUGCU
Didymella exigua CBS 183.55 is the source of this 495-nucleotide messenger RNA. RefSeq lists its product as uncharacterized. The record is from RefSeq and is a predicted model, not a curated record. The transcript has 2 exons. Bases 146 to 412 code for a protein of 88 amino acids. NCBI's taxonomy places the organism in Eukaryota, Fungi, Ascomycota, Dothideomycetes, Pleosporales, Didymellaceae.